Molecule: messenger RNA, 1284 nt
Organism: Crotalus tigris (Tiger rattlesnake)
Lineage: Eukaryota; Metazoa; Chordata; Lepidosauria; Squamata; Viperidae
Product: voltage-dependent calcium channel subunit alpha-2/delta-3-like
Exons: 8
Coding region: 379-939 (186 amino acids)
Cellular component (GO): voltage-gated calcium channel complex
Molecular function (GO): voltage-gated calcium channel activity
Source: RefSeq, a predicted model, not a curated record
UUAUCUGUGGCCAUAUAAGUCUUGUAAAUAAAAUAAAAAAAAUGUUUCUCAUUUUAACUAAUUUUUCAGUUAUCCAGGAAACUGGAAUAUAAAAAGUGCAUUUUAUAAACUACCAUCUAAGCUAUUCAGUUUGUAUGUUAUAGCUGUAAAAGUUGGGUACCUAAUCAUGGCACAAACAUGAAUGGCAACAUCUUUUUUUCUGCCAUAAUUAUACGACAUUGCCUUCAUCUUCUCCCCAGCCCAUGUGUGAGACAAUUCUUAGGUCUUCUAAUGUUAAAACAGAAUCUUGCUCCUUAAGUCAACUCUGUUGAAGGACAAUCUCAAGUCAAGCAGUUUUCUAUUCUUCUCUAUAGAAUUACUCUGUAUGACUACCAAGCCAUGUGUAGAACAACCAAAGAGAGUAGUGAUAGCGCCCAUACCUUAUUGGAUCCUUACAAAGCUUUCUUUGCUGCAGUCAAAUGGAUUGUGACUGAACUUGUCUUGUUUCUGGUGGAAUUUAAUCUAUGCAAUUGGUGGCAUUCGGAUCUUAUGGCAAAGGCUCAGCGAUUGAAGCAAACCCUAGAGCCUUGUGACACUGAAUAUCCAGCUUUUGUUUCUGAACGCACAAUCAAGGAGACUACAGGAAAUAUUUAUUGCGAUAACUGCUUCAAGUCCUUUGUUAUCCAACAAAUUCAAAAUAGCAAUCUCUUCAUGGUAGUAGUAAGUAAUGAAUGUGACUGUGAAUCUGUUUCACCAAUUACCAUGGAACCAAUAGAAAUAAGGUAUAACGAAUCCCUAAAAUGUGAACGCUUAAAAUCUCACAAGAUUAGGAGACGUCCAGAAUCUUGUCAUGGAUUCCAUCCUGAGGAGAAUGCUAGAGAAUGUGGUGGUGUUUCAGGCCUGAAUGCUAAGCCUACUCUUCUUGUGCUAUCUCUGCUGUGGGUCAUUAUCUCAAGGUGACACUGGCUGAUCCAUGAUGCCCUGUUAAAUCUAUGGAUAAACUGUGAACUGAGAAAUGGUGCAACUAGAAGACAUGAAAUAAGUCAAAACAUCAGCAUUUCAUGAUUUUAAACAAUGGGAUGAUAUAAACUCUAAAUUAUGUAAAUAAAAGACAUUUAUCUUUUCUUUUUUCUUUUUCUUUUUUUGCACAUCAUGCAAAUAUGGAUUUGCCAUACAAUAAUCACCAUUCAUCAAGAAUAGAGCCUCUUCAGUAGAUAGAUACAAAUGGUCAUUACUUUUCGCUUUACCCCAUGGAAAACAAUUUAAAACUCUGUACUUUUUAAAUAAAGUAUGUUAAAAUCGAAA